Molecule: messenger RNA, 1275 nt
Organism: Nicotiana attenuata
Lineage: Eukaryota; Viridiplantae; Streptophyta; Magnoliopsida; Solanales; Solanaceae
Exons: 2
Coding region: 1-1275 (424 amino acids)
Source: RefSeq, a predicted model, not a curated record
AUGGGUACUGUAGUAGAUGACAUUAAUUCUUCUUCAACUUCCAACGGUUUUGUUCCAUUUUCCUUGGAUCCUUCACAUCCGUUCUAUAUUCAUCCCUCGGAUAAUCCUGGAAGCCAAUUGGUAUCCGUUCCAUUCAGUGGUUGUGGGUUUGUGUUAUGGCGCAACAGUAUGCUUACUUCCCUUUCUGCAAAGAACAAACUCAGCCUAUUAGAUGGCAGAGUCAAUCAACCCACUCCUGAAUCUCCGUAUUAUCCAUAUUGGGAAAGGUGCAAUAAUAUAGUCAAAGCCUGGAUAACCAACUCAGUAUCUAGAGAAAUAGCUGUUAGUGUAAUGUGUUUUAAAACUGCUAAGGAAGUCUGGAAGGAUAUAAAUGAAAGAUUUGGUCAAUCAAAUGGGUCUAAAUACAUUCAAAUACAAAGGGAAAUCAGCUCUACUACUCGAGGCUCCUCUGAUAUAGCCUCGUACUUCACAAAGAUGAGGAGUUUGUGGGAUGAGCUGAAUUCUUCAUAUGUAGGUCCUACUUGUUCAUUGUGCAAAGCCUAUAGUCUUUUACAACAAGAUGAGAGUCAAAGGGAAGCUCACUAUGGCGCUCCUAACCUAUCUGGUGAUGCCACUUCUUUUUUGGUGUCUCCUAGUGCUUCUAAUACAAACAGGACUUUCAGUCAAAAAGUGAACUUUGAGGCCAGGAAAGCUGCUUCAAUUGUUUCUUGCAAGUACUGCAAGAAGCCUAGCCACACUGUAGACAAGUGCUACAGACUUCAUGGAUUCCCUACUGAUUUCAAGUUCACCAAGAGUAAGAAAUAUGCCUCUUGUGUUCAGACUGAAAAUCCAUCGACCACUGCUGUUACUACUACUUCUCAGCAAGCUGAUCCUUCAGCCCAUGGAUUUACCAAGGAGCAGUAUCAACACCUGCUAACCUUGUUUCAACAAGUUCAGAUGUCAAACACUUCCAUACCUGAUGCAUCCAAUGUGGAUCAACCUGCUUUUGCACACUUUGCAGGUUUGUUUAGCAAGUAUGCUGUAGAUUCUGAGGCUUCCCAUGUGUGUGCAUCUUCUCAUUUAGGUGUCAACCCUUGGAUCUUAGAUACAGGGGCUACAAAUCACAUGACUCCACAUAAACACCUUCUUUUUAAUGUCCAACCAUUAAUUAAACCUUUCCUUGUCACUCUACCUAAUGGAUAUAAAGCUAAAGUUGUAUCAACUGGAUCUCUGUACCUUAGGCAUGAUAUAAUUUUACUUCAUGUUCUUCUGGUGUCAUCUUUUCAUUUCAAAUGA